UGUAUGGUUAGUGGUUGCUCACACUGAAUCAGAGACGGAAGCGUAUACAGAAUAUUUGUUUUCUCUAAAAAUUGAAAAUUCUAAAUAUAUAACACGAUCUAUUGAGCAGCAUGCAUGUAACCACAGACCUGGCCCAGUCUCCCUGUGUUCGUGCUGCAUACGGUUGCUGCGUGUUGCCUGCUAUUCGUUAUCCGAUUUUUGAGCUGCAGGCCAAAGGUAAAAAUCGGUUCGCACUAUUUCAUUUUUAAAGUAUUCGGAGGCUUAAUAAAUAGUCGGCUGUGAUCAUGGAUCCAGAGGCAUUUUUAGACGUGGCCAAUCAGGUCAUCAAACUGAAAAUGUUUCCGUUUUUUGACAUUGCUCACAGUCUUCUUGCCGCGCUGGCCGUGCGCGAGGACUUGGGCGCAAACGCGCAGGCAUUCUCACGGAAGCACCCGCUGGCUUGCUGGUUAUCAACAAUGCUGGUGAUCUUCGCCGGCGGUAUGGUUGCCAACGGCUUGCUGGGAGAGCCAAUUUUGGCUCCCCUGAAGAACACGGGGCAGUUGCUCGUGGGUACGGCUGUGUGGUACGUCGUGUUCUACACACCGUUUGAUGUGGGAUAUAAGGUGGCAAAGUUCCUGCCGGUCAAGAUAGUCGCUAGUGCCAUGAAAGAGAUCUACCGGGCCAAGAAGGUUUACGACGGCGUAGGCCACGCGGCUAAACUUUACCCCAACGCCUGGAUAAUCAUGAUUAUUAUCGGCACGCUAAAGGGCAAUGGAGCAGGCUUCACCAAGUUGAUUGAGCGCCUCAUCCGUGGGGCCUGGACUCCGACUGCCAUGGAGUUCAUGCAGCCGAGCUUCUAUACCAAAGCGUCGUUGCUGGCCUCAAUCAUCUUUGUUCUGGAUAAGAAAACUGACUGGAUCUCGGCACCACAUGCAUUGGUCUACUUUGGUAUUGUAAUAUUUCUGGUUUAUUUCAAGCUCUCGUCAAUCCUGCUGGGUAUCCACGAUCCUUUCCUGCCACUCGAAAAUCUGUGCUGUGCCAUCUUCUUUGGCGGCAUUUGGGACAGCCUGGCCAAGAUCCUCGGACGCGGCCAAGCAAAGGACGGUGACACCAAAGAUCUUAAAAAGAGCAAUUAAACUAUUUUUAGUUAGUCAGAAAAGUACUUAACGCUGCCAUCCAAAGCUAAUGAACGCACAUAACAUACUAUAAAGGAACGUUCUUCCCUAACGCGAACCAAAGACAUUUUGUGGAACGUGCAAAUCACUCUUGAGGAUUAGCAGUGGGGUGUGUCUGCUAAUCAUCGACACUGAUUUUGCCCUGGACCAUGGCCUCAUCAGUUUUUACUCUUUUAAUUUUAUAUUUAAUAGUUUUAAAUAACAACAAAAACCAGAGACUUUUUAAAUGCCAUAAUGCCAGAAGUAUUCUCGGCUCCCGGGAACUUUUCUUCAAAAAAAAAUUUAUACCGAUUUCAUCUAAGACCUAACCACAUUCAAACAAAAUGUGUAACUAUUGGAACUGAAAAUGGGAUUUCAUAAAAUUUAUGAAUUAAAUGUAUAAAUUACUGAUAUAUAUGUUUGUAAAUCAGAGUUAUAAUAUGGCACAUAGGAAGAAAGCUGCGUAGAACACGCAUUCAAGCGAAGUUAAAUGAUUCUGUUAAGAGGUAUGAACAUUAAUUGGAAACAAUAAAAUGUUGUAUUUAAAUUUAA
Molecule: messenger RNA, 1685 nt
Organism: Drosophila bipectinata
Lineage: Eukaryota; Metazoa; Arthropoda; Insecta; Diptera; Drosophilidae
Product: trimeric intracellular cation channel type 1B.1
Biological process (GO): potassium ion transmembrane transport
Cellular component (GO): membrane
Molecular function (GO): identical protein binding; potassium channel activity
Source: RefSeq, a predicted model, not a curated record